CGAGAAAUGGAAUUUGGUUUUCCACAUCCCUGGCACUUCACGAUUUCGUUCGUUUAGUGAGCACGCGGCUUCGCCAAGGGUCAAUUCUGCAAAAGAAGUUUUUAUUCUGUGACUUUUGUAAGAAGUUAAUCAACUGAAGCAAAAUGGGCAAGGAUUUCGAUGCUGUUGGAUUCGUCAAGGACUUCGCUGCCGGAGGCAUCUCCGCAGCCGUCUCAAAGACUGCCGUCGCCCCCAUCGAGCGUGUGAAGCUGCUCCUGCAGGUUCAGCACAUCUCGAAACAAAUCAGCCCCGACAAGCAGUACAAGGGCAUGGUUGAUUGCUUUAUCCGCAUUCCAAAGGAACAGGGUUUCGGCUCGUACUGGCGCGGUAACUUGGCCAACGUCAUCCGUUACUUCCCAACCCAGGCUCUUAACUUUGCCUUCAAGGACAAGUACAAGCAGGUCUUCCUGGGAGGUGUUGACAAGAACACCCAGUUCACCCGCUACUUCUUGGGCAACUUGGCCUCCGGUGGUGCUGCUGGUGCUACCUCUCUGUGCUUUGUCUAUCCCUUGGACUUUGCCCGUACUCGCUUGGCUGCUGAUACUGGCAAGGGUGGAGCUCGCGAGUUCACCGGUCUGGGCAACUGCUUGACCAAGAUCUUCAAGAGCGACGGCAUCGUUGGAUUGUACCGCGGCUUCGGAGUGUCCGUCCAGGGCAUCAUCAUCUACCGUGCCGCCUACUUCGGCUUCUACGAUACCGCUCGCGGCAUGUUGCCCGAUCCCAAGAACACACCCAUCUACAUCAGCUGGGCCAUCGCCCAGGUUGUGACAACCGUUGCUGGCAUUGUCUCCUAUCCCUUCGAUACUGUCCGUCGUCGCAUGAUGAUGCAGUCUGGCCGCAAGUCCACCGAGAUCAUCUACAAGAACACACUGCACUGCUGGGCAACCAUCGCCAAGCAGGAGGGCACCGGCGCCUUCUUCAAGGGUGCCUUCUCCAACGUUCUCAGAGGCACUGGCGGUGCUUUCGUGCUUGUGUUGUACGAUGAGAUCAAGAAGUUCUUGUAAAUUAAAUUAUUAAAUUAUUCAAAAACAAGCAAAAAUACAACAACAACAUACAACAAAACAACAAAACACUACCAGCUAAUUAUGUUAGAUAACUGAGAAUGCGAGAACAGCAAACGCAAUGUAAAAGUUAAAGUAAAAAAAAAUCCAAAACCAAACAGCAAGUUUCGAUCUUACCAAGAACAACGGCAAGCAAUAACUACUACUACUACUGCUACCCUUCCUUCCCCACACACCCCCGCGAUUUCGUAAUAAUUAACGAAAUUAUAUUAUAUAUAAUAACUGGGAUAUUAAUUGUGGAACGAUGGCCAGUAGAGGAGUCAGAGAAUCAGCACCAGAGAAUCAAUAGAACAAGAACACUAGACAGUCGGUGGAGGGGCGGUGGAGAGGGGGCGGCCUAUAUGACGAAAUAGUAUUAUUAAGUCUUCAAGGCUAGGCUACUACCAUUUACCAUCUACCAUCCCCAUCCCCCCGAGCCAGAAACGGAGAAUGUUAUCGAUCGGAGGACGCAGCAGUGCCUGCUGCAGAAUCAACCCAACACCUGUAGAUUCUCAGCCUCCGACACAACAAACCACAAACUCAACUUCGGUUGGUUUAAAAAUAUAUAAAAAUUGAUAAAAAUAGUA
This is a messenger RNA of Drosophila ananassae, 1666 nucleotides long. Its product is annotated as ADP,ATP carrier protein. Gene Ontology annotation, cellular component: mitochondrial inner membrane. Gene Ontology annotation, molecular function: ATP:ADP antiporter activity. The coding region runs from base 144 to 1043 and encodes 299 amino acids. The transcript has 4 exons. Lineage: Eukaryota; Metazoa; Arthropoda; Insecta; Diptera; Drosophilidae. Gene Ontology annotation, biological process: mitochondrial ATP transmembrane transport; mitochondrial ADP transmembrane transport. The record is from RefSeq and is a predicted model, not a curated record.